CCUCUCUUCCAAGCUGUUUCACUUUAGUAACAAUCGCUCUUGUUAUUUAGGUUUUAUUAUGGUAGCAAACCGUAUGGCUUGGUAAUCUAGUUCUUUAACCGGCAUUUUACGGAGUACUCGUAUUGAUUUUACAUUGUUUAUGCUCACUGAUUGUUUGCUAGUUUUCUUCUUGCAGUAGACUUUUUUUGUCGCUACAAUACCCAACAUUUAAAGAGAUGCCUUUCGUAACAAUCCAAUAUCCUGUAACCGUGUAACGUAACCCAGAACAUUCCCAUCUCAUAGCUGAGUAUCGGACGUUUCCACGGCGAAGAUGAGCGGCGACGCGGAGCGUCUCUUGAUCCAGUUCCAGGACGAGGCGGGCGAGAUCCUCGGCUCCCCCUUCGAUGUGCCCCUGGACAUCACCACGGACAAGCUGCAACUAGUCUGUAAUGCACUGCUGCAAAAGGAAGAGCCGGUGCCCCUAGCUUUCUUCGUGAACGAUGCAGAGGUGCUCUCAUCCCUCGGCGCCUGCGUGCAGACAUUCGGUGUAGACACGGAGCGGAUCCUGCCGGUGGUGUACCAGCCCCAGGCCGUGUUCAGGGUGCGCGCAGUGGCCCGCUGUACGAGCUCGCUGCCAGGCCACACGGAGGCCGUCAUCUCGGUGGCCUUUAGCCCCACUGGAAAGUACCUGGCCAGUGGUUCAGGGGACACAACGGUGCGCUUUUGGGAUCUGACAACUGAAACGCCUCACCACACUGCCAGAGGACACGCACACUGGGUGCUGUCCAUCUGCUGGUCACCGGAUGGCAAGAAGCUGGCCUCUGGCUGCAAGAACAGCCAGAUCUUCCUGUGGGACCCUGCCACAGGGCAGCAGGUAGGAAAGACUCUUACAGGACACACAAAGUGGAUCACCUGGCUGUGCUGGGAACCGCUGCACUUAAACCCAGAGUGCCGCUACCUGGCCAGCUCUUCAAAGGACUGCUCAGUGCGAAUCUGGGACACGGUCCUCGGCCACUGUGAUAAGAUCCUGACGGGCCACACCCAGUCGGUCACCUGCGUGAAGUGGGGGGGUGAAGGCCUGCUGUACACGUCCUCCCAGGACAGGACGAUCAAAGUGUGGCGACCCAAAGAUGGCGUGCAGUGUCGUACUUUACAAGGUCACGCACACUGGGUUAACACUCUGGCCCUCAGUACAGACUACGCCCUACGGACAGGGGCGUUCGAGCCUGCCACUGCAACCGUGAACCCCCAGGAUAUUAGUGGAUCGUUGGAGGAGGUGAAGGACAAAGCCUUACAGAGAUAUAAUAAAGUGAAGGGCCACGGCCCCGAGCGACUCGUAUCUGGCUCCGAUGACUUCACACUAUACCUGUGGAACCCAGCGGAGGACAAGAAGCCAGUGGCGCGGAUGACGGGGCACCACGCCCUCGUCAACCAGGUGCUCUUCUCUCCUGACACCCGUCUGCUGGCCAGCGCCUCCUUCGACAAGUCCAUCAAGAUCUGGGACGGCAAAUCGGGCAAGUACCUCACCUCUCUGCGGGGCCACGUGGGUUCGGUGUACCAGGUGGCCUGGUCGGCAGACAGCCGCCUCCUGGUGAGCGGCAGCAGCGACAGCACCCUGAAGGUGUGGGACAUCAAGACGGGCAAGCUGAGCGUGGAUCUGCCCGGCCAUGCUGAUGAGGUGUUUGCAGUGGACUGGAGUCCAGAUGGGCAGCGGGUUGCCAGUGGGGGAAAGGACAAGUGUCUGCGGAUCUGGAGGAGGUAGCUGUUUUCACUGUGAGCUGGGCUGUCACUUUUGCCUUUUGCCAGCCAGGAGGUGGAAAAAGCCUUAACCAGACUGUUUACCCACAAUCCACUGCUCUACUCAUCAUGGUGGUCCAGUGCUGUCAAAGGCCAGGAAGCAUUGUCUUGUGGUGUGCAGGAAUGUAUAGAGGCGUAUUUUAGUACGCUUGUACUAAUGUCACGUGUCCUAUUCCACUUCAGCACAGAGAUGCUGAAAUAUGUACAAGACAUUAAGCUAUCAAAUAUUAAAUGUUACCAACUGAAAUCCUGAA
Paramormyrops kingsleyae is the source of this 2030-nucleotide messenger RNA. NCBI's taxonomy places the organism in Eukaryota, Metazoa, Chordata, Actinopteri, Osteoglossiformes, Mormyridae. The record is from RefSeq and is a predicted model, not a curated record.